AUGAACCGAAUUUACGAAGUCGAGAGUCCGUGUCCGCCAGACCCAAGAUUUUCAAAAUCCGGACGAAGCAGCGACGAUAAUCACGCUUUAGCAGAUCUGUGGGAUACCAGUUUCGAUGAUUUCGAAGACACAGCCGCGGUGGAGUUCACAACCGAAAUACGCGCUCCCUUGCUCACAGCAACGAAACCUCGACGUGUCAGGAAAGGGACUUCGUUCCAAAUCCAUGAAGAUGGAAAGCCUGACGUUGCACCGACGGCGGAUGCAAAUCCAAGACUAAACAACGGAGUAAAGAGAAAGAAAUUAGAUGGAAAAUCAACAAUGCUUGCUCAGCCGGCUCAGCGAUUUCAGCGUCCGAGAGUCAGCUUUGCUGUGAAAUCGCCUCAUGAAGUACCCACAAAAGACCGACGGUCCAGCUCCAGAUCGGAGCAGGAGAGUAUCACGACCAGGGAUGAAAAUAACUCGUCGAUAAUACAAGAGAAAGAGUUGAAAGCUAAGGAGUCGAAGGAGGACAACUUGAAGAAAGAUGUCCGCCGCCGAACGAUAUACAUUCCCUCGGAGGAUACGACUAUGCCUACUGUUUUCAUGAGCCUUUUCAGUCCUUUGAAAUCCCAAGAUCCAAACACGAUCAAUACCUCUGGUUCAGACGAAACUGUACCGAUAAACAGUCUCGAGGCCCGUAUCGCGGCAAAGCGACAAGCAAGAACAUCCCUCGCGGCCGCACCACGACGAGCGCCGCUACAGCAGAAACCCAAGGUUACUCAAGAAACAACGCUAAGUCGAGAUGUCGUUGGCAAGAAUGGAGGGAAGGAAAAUAUACCACCUGGCUAUCUUCUGACCAGUGACAAGGGCAAAGAGGAUAAAGAUACCUUCCCGGUUUUCGAGGUUCCGGCGAAGAACAUUUCGAAAACGAGCGUGCCAAAGAAUGUGUCAAAGGACAAAGUUGCUCUCGCGAGUCGCAAAAAUCUCCUUACAGUGCCUGAGAAUAAAAAGACUGUGUCUAAGGCCAUCGGUCAGAAAUCGUUAGAGAUGAUGAUGUCAAGUGUCAAUUCUAAAAGUGCAAGUUCGACAUCAUUAAAGGAUGCGAAAAAGAGCACUGUGAAGCCCAAGGUGGUUUCCAAGGAUGUCUCUCGCAAUUCCAGAAGCUCAAAUUCAAAUGCGGGAAAUGCUCCUACCAAACUUUCUGUUCCCAAGAUCCCCAGCGUGAAUAUCGAUCAGAAGUAUCCUUUACUUACUGAUGAUAUCUCAAACCCGAUCAUGUACGAAGACAAUUGGCUUUCUCACCAGGAAGUUGUCAUCACCCAGUUGGUCAACGGUCUCUUCGACUCCGCUUGUGGCAAGUUGGAUUCCAGAGAUCCGGAGGUUCUCAGACAUGAGCUACUUGGAAUUUAUCAAGACAAUUCGUUUGUUUUACUCUACAAGCGACUGCAUGCAUCUCUUUUAUACGGUGCUCUGGCGGUCCCCAAAGAUGUGCUCGCUCGAGGAAACAGACUCGGUGAAGACCUUGGCAUGAAACGCACUUUCUUGAACUUCUGGGUGGAAACAUAUGACCUACACGCCCUGAGGGCUGCGGCAGAAACAGUGAUAGGCCGCAGGAUAUCCAAUCCUUUGCGGUUAUCGAACGAUGGCCGUGUGUCGCCAGAUCAACAACUCAGACAACAGAAGACGCUUAAACGGGCGCUGGAGGCAUUUUUAGACAUUUUUCUUAUCCGCAAUGAGGAUAGGGAGCGCGGGACAACCGAAGAGACUAGCGUUGCUGGUUGGGGAUAUCGACGGACAAUCCUUCGAAGUAUUUUGAUGAUUGUCCUCCUUGACAAAGGCCGCCUCUCUCCUCAAAGCUCACUACCACGGUGCCUUUUUGUUCCUUCGUCGCGGUACAAGUCAUCCACCGCGGCUCUUCAAGCCCUGGGCAAUCAGCUGCUCCCUUCUGUUGGAGAUAUUACGCGACCCCUGGGUCAUCUAGAUUGUCAAGUCUCCUACAAGCAGCAUCCGCUGCAGGAGUAUGAAUUCCAGAUCAAUAACCUCGCCGUGGAUUUGCGUGACGGUGUGCUGCUUACCAGACUGGUAGAAUUAUUGCUUUACCCUUCCACUUCGUGCUUUCAGUCCGGUCAAGACGAUUCGGAUGCAUCAAACACUUUGACCAUGCCUACGGGGGAGGUUCUUCCUCUGAAACGGGAAGAAACUGAUUGGCCACUGUCACAGCACUUGAAAUUCCCUUGUUCAGGCCGGGCCACCAAGCUCUUCAAUGUCCAGAUCGCGUUGAGUGCGUUGCGUGGAGUCCAGGGCAUCGGAAUCAUUGCCCAGGAUGUCCGUCCCGAAGACAUUGUAGAUGGAUACCGUGAAAAGACCAUUGCCUUGUUAUGGGGUCUAGUUGGGAAAUGGGGUCUUGCAGGACUCGUAGACUGGGAUGACGUGAGAAAGGAGAUCGCGCGGCUUCAACGAAAGAUUUCAUCUCGAUCCAACGACUCCUGCUAUGAAGGAGAAUUCUCUGAAGAUGAAGAUAGUCAAGAGGAUGAGGACGGGCCGCACGCAUUCUUGCUCAAAAAAUGGGCAUCUGCCCUCGCUCAACUGAAAGGUCUACGUCUUGAGAACUUCACCACCAGUUUCACGGAUGGCAAGAUCUUCGAGAGCAUUAUAGAAGAAUACGAACCUUACAUUAUCGGAUCGGGAGCUUCAAGACGAGGAGAACGGACAGAAACAGCGUCAAGUGGGCAAUCUCAAACAUGUAUUGCCUUGGAGGCGCGCCUGCGGGCGUUGGGGUGCAGCUCACAAUUUGCAUCUCUCGUUUCUCCUUCCAAAUCGGCAUCUCGAAUCUUCGAUCGUGAUUUCAUCCUUGGUGCUCUCGCCUUUCUCUGCUCUCGUCUUCUCUCCGCCUCGAAGCGCACUCGAGCAGCCCUCAUUCUGCAGUCAGCAUGGCGACGAACAUUGGCGCUUCGAACUCUGCGUCACCGUAUCCUCGCAAAGAAGGUUGCCACAGAGUGUGCGGCUGUGGUCCAUACAAGGGAUCGUAUCUUGUGGGCUAAAGAAGUGAUCGUGAAUUGGUGGAGAGAGCAGAAGGCAAGGAGAAGCAAAGCUGCGAACAGUUCCCGAAGAAACCAGACCGGAAAGAAUGGGAUUCCAAAGUCGAAAGUUGAAUGUCCGGCAAGACAACCACGGACACAGACAAAGCAAUAUGGUGGCAGCGGCGAUGUCAUUCGAAAGCAGAAGCAGAGAAAAGGAGUCACCUUUCAUUCUGCUGCAGAAAACACUGACGCGACUUGCAGAAAUGACGAUCUUUGGCUCUCACUGUGA
This is a messenger RNA of Rasamsonia emersonii CBS 393.64, 3288 nucleotides long. RefSeq names its product Calmodulin-binding protein Sha1. Gene Ontology annotation, biological process: mitotic cell cycle; establishment of meiotic spindle localization; spindle organization. The transcript is spliced from 2 exons. The record is from RefSeq and is a predicted model, not a curated record. Gene Ontology annotation, molecular function: protein binding. Gene Ontology annotation, cellular component: spindle pole. The coding region runs from base 1 to 3288 and encodes 1095 amino acids. NCBI's taxonomy places the organism in Eukaryota, Fungi, Ascomycota, Eurotiomycetes, Eurotiales, Trichocomaceae.